Messenger RNA from Clavispora lusitaniae ATCC 42720, 435 nucleotides. RefSeq lists its product as uncharacterized. Lineage: Eukaryota; Fungi; Ascomycota; Pichiomycetes; Serinales; Metschnikowiaceae. The record is from RefSeq and is a predicted model, not a curated record.
AUGUGGACCAUGGUUCUGGUGUACGGGUGUCCGCGGCCCAAUCAUACUCGCACGAAAACUUUUGUAAUGAACCACUUCCUAGCAAGAACCAUAAUGCCAUCUACAGCAGGGUUAAUUUUUAGCACGUUUCUUGGUGUGGUCACCAGAAGAGUCCAGGUCCAGCUUGUGGGCAAGCAAUACCCAAGGUCAUGGGACAGAUUGACCGGAUACAUUUUGUCCGUCGGCGUUUUCGUUGGAGGCUACGCCGUGGUGGACCAUUUUGUCGAAAGAAACAGAGAAUUGUUGAACAGAAGAUUGCACCAAUUGCGUGACCAAAGAGAACAGGCGGCUGUUUUCCACGAGUUCGACUUGGAAGCGGACCACAGAAUCACUGCCCCAAAGAGAUCGUCCAAGUUCUACGACUUGUUGGACAAGUACGGCAGUGCCUACAAAUGA